AUGGCUCCUACAAUCUUCAUCGUUCCUGGGUUCUAUGAAGGCCCCACGGUCUUCCAACCUCUCACCGGAAGCCUCAACGAACGAGGCUUCAAGACGGUUAUCACGACUAUCUCAAGCACUGGCAAGACUCCUCCAGGGAACCCAAACAUGGAUGAUGAUAUUGCGAACAUCGCCAAGGACCUUGCUCCAGUCGUUGAGGAAGCAGGUGAGGAAGGCGUCGUUGCAGUCAUGCUCUCCGCAGGUGGCUUCAUUGGGAGCGGUGCCCUCAAGGGUCUUACUUUCAAAGCAAGGCAAGAUACUGGAAAAGCUGGAGGAGUCAAGAAACUCGUUUUCAUUGCAGCUGGUGUGGCACCUGAGGGUUUUGAACAAGGACCAAUGCCGUUCUUUGACCAUCAUGAGUCAAAUGGCACGCAUUCAUGCAAAGACCCCAGAAACUUGCUAUAUAGCGACUUCUCGGACGAAGAGGCGAACAAGUGGCUUCCGGGUCUUCAAAAUCAGGCUGACAGAGGUUGGGCGACCGCACUUCAAUAUUGCGGAUGGAGAGAAGUACCAAGUGUCUACAUCAUCUGCGAGGGGGAUAAACUGUUACCUGCUGAUAUCCAGGAACAGUUCGUGGGUCUGGCAGGUAGCGAGAUCGUGAGGGUUGGUGCUGGACAUAUGGUGCAGUUGAGCCAGACCGAAAAGCUGGCCGACAUCAUCGCUUCACAUGCGGAUUGA
Messenger RNA from Fusarium musae, 717 nucleotides. RefSeq lists its product as uncharacterized. The transcript is spliced from 2 exons. The coding region runs from base 1 to 717 and encodes 238 amino acids. NCBI's taxonomy places the organism in Eukaryota, Fungi, Ascomycota, Sordariomycetes, Hypocreales, Nectriaceae. The record is from RefSeq and is a predicted model, not a curated record.